AUGGCUUUGCUGCAGAACGAAGACUUUGCUAUUUGGUAUUUACGAACAUCGUAUUUGGCAAGUACCAAGGACGGCGUGGGUGAGCGUCUCAUCAGUGUCAAUAAUGCUAUUCUCAAUACCCCUGGAUUCCGGGCCGCUGGCUGGUCCGUUGAUCCCGUGCAGCGCACCUAUUCACCACCCAUCCCGACCACUGGUGGAACCGAGUACUUCAGGACUGGCGCCGUGCUCAAUCGGGAGGAUUCGAUCGAUGAUGUUGAUGAUGAGGGUGGCAUGGUGACAGGACGCGCCAGUAACGACACCAUCGGCCCGGCGUUGAGACGGCGGAGAAGGAAGGAACCAACCGAUGAUGACGAUAGCAGCGAUCUCAGCGAUGAGAGUGACGAUGAAGGAGCUCAGAGAGCCGCACAGCAGAUAAGAUUUGCUAAGAUGCCAGCUCGCGAUCGAUCAGGUUCAUCGCCCGGUCAAUCCGUUGCCACUCAAUUGCAGCCCGAUGUCAUGGUCACAUCACCCUCGAAGCCUACUGCAGGCCGCCGAAGAACUGGAUCUUUAGGUGCCGUUGAGGCUGUAAAGGCACGGGCACGAGCAGACACAGCCACCAGCAGCGAUCUAUCGUCGGAAAAUGAAGUUGACCCCUCUUACUUUCAGCGCCGCCAGAUCAACGCUCGGUCUGUACCUAAGUCGGUUCCCACGGACGAAAGACCAAACGCAGGACCGGCGCCACUCACAAUCGCACAUGAGGAUUCUGACGACGAUAGUAUAGGCUCAGCAGGCUCUUCUGAGCUGGGAGACACAGUCGAGUCACCGUCAGCACUGGGUGACGGAACUGGAUCGCCAUCCUCAUCUCCUGUGCUGCCUGGAGUGGCAUCCAUAGGUGGAAGGAGCCUGCAGUCUGUCAACUCUGGCUCGCCUCGCAAAGUUCGCACAUUGCCAGUACUACAACAGUUGCCGCCUUCUAGGCCGAUCAGCUUUGUUCCACCUGUCAGUGCUUUAACGCAGCUCCUGAAUGUUGAGCGCAAGAAGCCAGAGAAUCCCAUCCAAGGCUUCGCAAAUCUUUCUGGCAAGGGCACCCCAGACCCCUUGUGGAUCAAGAUAUACGCGCCUUUCUCGAAAGAUCCGGAAGAACCUUUCGAAAUGCCUCUGGUCAAGACUUCCAAAGAUGGCUUGCCGAUCAUCGUCGCCGAAGCCAUUGGUCUUGCACUGUGGCGAUACACAGAGACCGAGCUAGAUCCUCCUCUCUCACAAGCGCAGCUUAAUGUCAACAAGUGGUGCUUCCGUAUGGUAGAAGAUGGCGAAGUAGAGUUCGACUUUCCAGCACUAUCCAGGACCAGACCGAUAACAGACUUCACCUCGAAUAACAACAGAGGUGCUCGGGGCCGGUCUCGUGGAAGGAAUUACGAUGAGUUCGCGCUCGUCGAGGUACCAGACAGGGAGCUGCACGCCAAUAAUGCAGAGACGCCUCAAUUCAUUCCAGCCGAGGAGGAAUCAACAAUUCAACCCUUACCUGCGCAGGAAGCGGGUCUGGUUGCACCACCGCAAGCUGGACGUACGACAUCAUCACGUUCGAAUGUUCUCCUAGGUGGACAGCCUUUUGCUUCAGCGCUGAGCAACAUGUCCCUGACACCGGCCGAUCAACCAGUAAAGGCUGCUCAGCAGCAUGCAACACCGCGCAUUGGUCAGACCAAGACACUGAGAGUGCGGUUCUUCGACAUCGACGUGUCCGCAAGAUCUACCACACUGGAAGUCUCGUCUGAUGCAUACCUGGCCGAGAUUCUUGACCAGGUAUGCAGGAAGUGGAACUUUGACAAAGGCUUCUUCCUACUGAAAGUGACCGGCACGAACACAGUAGCCCCAUUGGAUCGAACUGUAGAGGCACUAGGGACCCGAUCGGACCUCGAGCUCGUUCGCAAGAGAUUCGGUGCGGGACCAGCAGCUUUGACAGGUUCCCCAGGAAGCGCUUCACCGAAUGCGCCCCUUCUCCUUGAUAUUCAAGGUCCAAAGAAGGGCAAAAAGGGGCAGACUUCGCUGGCGCGAGAAAUGGCCCAGAAGCAGGAUCUUGCAUCAAGUGCAAGCAACUUCAAGAAAUACUACGUGACACGGAAGCAGCUGACUUCAUUCGCUCAAGGCAGUCAAAGAGUCCUGAUGUUCGAUGGCGACAUCCUACACAUAUUACCGACGGACACGGUGAAGAGCUCGUACGCAAAGAGCAGUUCGAUUGCGUUCAGCGACAUUACUCGCUGCAAGAUCAGCAGCAAGCAUAGUAAGUUGGUCAGGGUUUCGAUACCACGGCCGAACGACCCGAAGGGCGAGCUCAAGAGGUACGACUUUGAAGCCCGUACAGCUGGUGAAGCCCAGGAGAUCGUCGACGAUAUCACGCGAGAAAUGAGACGAGCCAGAGGAUGA
Molecule: messenger RNA, 2400 nt
Organism: Cyphellophora attinorum
Lineage: Eukaryota; Fungi; Ascomycota; Eurotiomycetes; Chaetothyriales; Cyphellophoraceae
Product: Stress-activated map kinase-interacting protein 1
Exons: 2
Coding region: 1-2400 (799 amino acids)
Biological process (GO): TORC2 signaling
Cellular component (GO): TORC2 complex; plasma membrane; cytoplasm
Molecular function (GO): phosphatidylinositol-4,5-bisphosphate binding
Source: RefSeq, a predicted model, not a curated record